ACCCUUCCUCAACUCUCCAAGACCGCCAAAAAAAAAAUGACUGGACUACUUUAUAUCCAAUGGGUCCAAUCUAUAAUAUCAAAUAAAGCAUGUCGUCAUCAGAUGAUACCACCUCGCCCUCUGAACCACCAACGGACCUGGUUUCGCCAUUCAUGAACCUCCCGACGGAACUCCAUAUCCUUAUCGCUAACUACCUCAUCUUCCCCGACAUCAUCCAUCUAAAGUUGACCUGCGCCUACUUCAAUCACCUAAUCCCACCACUUUCACACCGGGAGCUCCUUGACGCUGAGCUCACAGAUUUUGCUUGGGAUCACGACCUCUACGCCUGUCGGUAUUGUCUCCGGUUCCGUCCAGCGGCUAAAUUCGCGGAUCGGAUGCUUCGACGUCGCCGUCGUAGAUGUGGCCGUGAUGCUGUAAAGCGCUUCUGUGUGGAUUGUGGGCUAAUGCCACGCCGCGGCGCAGCAAGGUACGGGCCUGGGGCGCACAUCAGGAUUCAGGGGCAUCUAUUCGUGAUCUGUAUGGUUUGCAGGAAUUUCACAUAUGCAAUGCUGGAUCGGCAUAAGAACGGAAUGAAGGUGUGUGCGGAUUGCUGGGAUGAGAGGUUGAAACGCCAGGAACAUUUGUAUGGUGAGGUCCUCGGUGAUUUGUCUUCUGCAUACGGGUGUCCUUCGGAUUGAGAUUGGAUGCCGGACGCGAUAGCACUCUCCUCCUACUUUUGCUUGACGGAAAUUACGCUUAUGACCGCGCCAUGAUGCUACGUACGAACUUGAUGACCUAUUUUAGUCUACGA
Molecule: messenger RNA, 790 nt
Organism: Aspergillus alliaceus
Lineage: Eukaryota; Fungi; Ascomycota; Eurotiomycetes; Eurotiales; Aspergillaceae
Product: F-box domain protein
Exons: 1
Coding region: 90-677 (195 amino acids)
Molecular function (GO): protein binding
Source: RefSeq, a predicted model, not a curated record